Molecule: messenger RNA, 2435 nt
Organism: Equus caballus (horse)
Lineage: Eukaryota; Metazoa; Chordata; Mammalia; Perissodactyla; Equidae
Source: RefSeq, a predicted model, not a curated record
CAUCCGCUCACUCAACAAAAAUAUUUAGCAUCUAAUAUGUGCCAGACAUUGAGGAUACAGUGGUGAACAAGGUACACAAAAUCCUGAUGUCAUGGACCCUGUGUUCUAGUGGAGGAGACAGACAAUAAACAUUCAGACAAUUCUGCUUCUAAGUGGAUUAUACUCGUAUUUGGGGCCCACUCUUCCUAACUCUUUCUCUGUUGGUGCCUCCACUAUCUCCAUUGCUCCCUUCUUUCAUUUUUUUCCCCUUUCUGCUUUUAUAGGUAUGGCGAGAGAGAAGGAAGAGAGCCAUUUCAAUCCCUCUUUCUCUACACUUCAAGCUCAGCGUGAAGUUUUGAAUUUGCUAAAGUCAGGUUUAGUAACGGUGUAGCACUAGAGUGAAGAUGUCAGUAUUUUUCAUCAACACUGCAGUAGUGGGCUGGCUCAGCUGUCAUCUUGCUUGUGAGAUGACAAUGAGGUAUCAAGGUUACAUUUAUACAUACCGAGUGUCCCAGACAGAAACAGGUUCUUGGAGCGCUGAGACAGCACCUGGGGUACAUAAAAGAUUUUUCCGGAAAAUAAAAAAUCUCAUUUCAGCAUUUCAGAAGCCAGAUCAAGGCAUUGUAAUACCUCUGCAGUAUCCAGUUGAGAAGUCUUCAGCUAGAAGUACACAAAGUACUACAGGGAGAAGAGAAGAUCCUGAUGUCUUCCUGAAAGCACCAUGAAGAAAAAUAAAAUACCUUGUACUUUAUUUUCAGUAAUUUAAAUAUAUGCUAAGUCUUAUAUAUUGUAGAUAAUACAGUUCAGUGAGCUAUAAAUGUAUUUCUAAAACCCUCAUAGUCCUGUAAUGGAAGCAUCUAGUGUGAUGUUAAAGCUGAAAUGGACUUUGCGGAUAACGAGGAGCUUUGAAAUGAGGAUUGGGAAAAAUAAUUCCACAGGUUAUUUUCAGUUAUUUACAAAUGGAAAACGAUUUAAAACAUAAUGAUACUUUAUAAAAGAUUAAUGUCAAUUCUUGUCAAAUAUAAAUAAAAAUAAUCCUCAGUUUUUCUCAAAACACCAUUUUUAGUGAAAUAUUAUUUGAUAGUAAAUGAUUUUAAAAUGUCUUGCUUGAUCACGCGGUGGGAAGCUGGUUCAUGCCCCUCGUCAUUGUCAUGUGCGGUUCCACAUUAGGUAUUAUGCUCUCCACUAGCUAUGGCAUUGUAGGCUCUUUCGGGAUUUGUAAAGCUUUGCACUGUGCGCUAAAACAAGUACCAGAUAAAGAGUGAAGAAUUUCUGUUUAAUUCUGAAAGCAAGCUCCUCGCCUAGUGUAAAAUCCACAGACCAAUCUGGAGUUUAAAAAAUCCCAUAAUUUAAAAUAUGCUCUAAAUGUUUACUAUAUUUGAUGCUACAGGAUUUGAAAUUGUAUUACAAAUCAGACAAAGUGGACUUUUCUUCUUUUUAUCUCCACCCCAGUUGUUGCUACUCCAUGUAAACCCUCAUUCUGAAGGGAAGCUUCAGCAGCUGCGGCUCCGGAGUAGCUGAUUUACAAGCAGUCUUCCUAUUCGGUAGCCCUACAAGGCCAUUGGAAAGCCUAUGGUCACACUAAUUCUUAACGAUUCCAAGUGAUUGCAACCUAAGUGAGAGCCAAGAUUUUACACAGUGAUGGGUAUUUGUAUUUUCUUCUUGCAUUUCUAUUCUCAUGACUCUUGUGAUUUCAUUACAUGUCAAGUUGCUUCAGGGCUCAUAGAAUUCAGUCAUUCAACAAACGCAAUAGGUACUGGGGUAGAGAAGUAAAACACCUUGCCCUCAGCUCAGGCAGCUCACUGUCUAGUUGGACAAGAAAACAAUAACAAAAGACAAUUAAAAAAAGCAACAAUAAAAGACAAGAAAAUAACGAUAAAAGGUAAUAAGUACAUGGUAAGUGAGGGUCCCAAUGUGUCUGUAGAUCUGUCUUUAGAGGCAGAAUGAGUCAAUACAAAUACUUUGGUCCAUGGUCUAUAGGAAAAGGCUGAGUUUCAUUGUAAACUAAUAAACUGGAACUCUGGGUUGUACAUGAGUAGUGGUUAAUAAUUAGUGGACUGCCAAGAGACAGCUACUCUCUGUGUGCUGGCAAGAUCUGAUUUCUGAGUGUUUAACAUGGAUGCUAUGGGAGUGCAAAGAUGGAGGAUGGCCACAAUAAUGUCUUGUGGGCUGUUUACCAUUAGUAGAAGUACAAGCAUCACUUUAACUUGCAAAGGAAUUCAGAAAGCCGACUUUCAAAAUAAAAUGCAUAUGUUUAGAUAAUUUUUAAUUAUUUGUAGUUUGGGUUUAAAUUUUAAUAGGUGUAAGCAAUUUUUACUCUCUCUAAUUUGUUCAUUCUGGAAUAAUCCUAAAUAUAUGAAUUAUGUUUACAUGUUCCUUUACCAGAGCCUUUUCCGAAAGAGCUUUUUGAAUCAUUAAUGGUCUUUUAUAUUUUAAUAAAAUAUUUGAAAGCUUUA